This is a messenger RNA of Acinonyx jubatus (cheetah), 2065 nucleotides long. It is a transcript of the gene S100A5, whose product is annotated as S100 calcium binding protein A5. The record is from RefSeq and is a predicted model, not a curated record. The transcript has 2 exons. Gene Ontology annotation, molecular function: transition metal ion binding; calcium ion binding. NCBI's taxonomy places the organism in Eukaryota, Metazoa, Chordata, Mammalia, Carnivora, Felidae. Gene Ontology annotation, cellular component: cytoplasm; nucleus. The coding region runs from base 1580 to 1906 and encodes 108 amino acids.
AUGAGGAGAUACGCUGUUUUUGGCCCAUGCUUCCUGGGUCUUUUUUCCAGGGAUUUUGGUUUCUCUUCCAUCCUGUUGUCCCAUCAGAUUGUGAGUGGUGAUCUGUGGUUGGGAAAACAAAGUUUCCGGGACUGACGAUGUGUGUGCCAUGAUGAACCCUACAUGCUCCCUUCCCCUCUGUUUGGAAACCAGGAAGGUACUGGCAGAGGGGUUUCUCCCCAGCCCCAUCCCAAGAGGCUCUGACUCCAGCCUUCUUAGGUCCCUGCCUUUCUCAUUGGCUCUUUCCUUCCCCUGGUUUCCUGGGGACCAGAGCAAGGGAAUAAAGGCAGGGAGUAGUGGGAGGGGGACUGUUUCUGCUGUUGUCUGCCCUCUCCUUUCCUGGUGAGUCCUUCCUUCUCACCUCCUUGCUCAUCCGUAUGGUGGGGCAAGCUGGGCGUUGAGGCCAGUGGGUGACAGGCUGUGGUGACCACCAGCAAGGAAGACCUGGCCUGAUGAGUGGGCAUGUGCUCAGGAGGGAAGGUGGAGCCUGGAAUCGUGGCUGUCAGAGUUUCUGGAGAAGUGGCUCUGGGCACCGAGGUGUGAUCAGAACCGCCAGGAUGCUGUUGCAGACGCCCAGAGUCCCUUCCCUCCGCUGUGGUCCUGGCUGAGUCUCCUGGAGCUGGGGAGAGGCUGAGGUUUUGGGGUGGUAAGAGGUGAAUGACAGAUCCAGUUCAAGAAUCAAAAGGUGGGCUUUGGGCUGAAGGCAAGAGCCAGCUGCCUCCUCCUUCUUGCUCUGGACUCCACACAGAUUUACCUGGCGUCCCCAGGUUCCUUGGGUGUUGUCCCUUUCUUCAAGUCUGGUGGGGAGUGGUUUUCAAGUCUGAGUCAUGGGAGCUCCAGCUGCCGCUUCCCCUGGUGGGCAUGACAAUGCUGAGGGACACAGGGGACCCAUUCAAACCCAACCUCUGGAUCCAGCUUUCAGAGUGAUCCUGGAGAUUUCAACAGUGCCCGCCCGCCCCUGCCCCACUGUUGGUCUGUGUGUGCAGUUCUCAGGGCCAGAGACUGGAGACCAGCUGGACAAGUCGGAUGACCUCUCCCCAGUGUCCUGCUGAGAUAUUAUCUCCCAGUUCCAGCCCCAGCCCCCUCCAAACUCUGGACUCUCUCUUUGCCCUGUCCUCCACUUCUAUAAUGGGACACUCCCCACUAACAGGUGAUUCAGGCACCCAGGCCAUGGAGGGUGAUUAGGGUGAGGGCUGCCUCUGACAAACAAGUGCCCAAGCUAGAUGGGCCAGGGACCCUUCUCAACUCCAUCAUCUGCCUCCAGUUCAUCGUCUGGGGAAGUCCUCUUGUCACCUGCCCCUAGAGCCCUCUUCUAGCAUCUCCUAAGCAGGAGAGUGCGUAGGCUCCUUUGGGGGAUGGUUAGUCUCAUCGUCCCGGCUCUUCCAAGUUUGCCUUGGGUCUUAUUACAACCUUCCCUGGCACAUUUGGGUCCAUUUGUUGGUAGAUUUCUGUCUCAUCCAGGGUUCCAGUUUCUGGUCCUUUAGAGAAAGCCUUGGGGCUGGGCUGGUGAUGGGGAAGCAGAAGGUCCGGCUUCCAGAGGAUGGUGAUCCUCUCCUCCCCCUCCACCCUCCAGAGCCACACACUGAUGGAGACACCUCUUGAGAAGGCCCUGACCACUAUGGUCACCACUUUCCACAAAUAUUCGGGGAGAGAAGGCAGCAAACUGACCCUGAGCAGGAAGGAACUCAAGGAGCUGAUCAAGAAGGAGCUGUGUCUUGGAGAGAAGAUGAAGGAGAGCAGCAUUGAUGACCUGAUGAAGAGCUUGGACAAGAACCGUGACCAGGAGAUCGACUUCAAGGAGUACUCAGUGUUCCUGACCACUCUGUGCAUGGCCUACAAUGACUUCUUCCUGGAGGACAGCAAGUGACCAGAGCUCAGCCCCUUGCCCGUGGCCUCUGUAGCUCCUCUCACAGACCCUCCGUGGACCCUUGCCCUCCUCUCCCUUCUGGACAGACUCUGCUUCGGCCUUCCCUUCUGGAAGGGGAAAUAAAAAUGUUUGAUUCCAGGCUGGUUUUGAAGAUAUCUU